CUGUCGGUAAAAACGGCGCAGUCCAUCGACACGGACGCCGCGUGGGAUGGACUGCCGCCGUCAGUCGAGUCGACUGAGUAUGCACUCAAUUGCAUCCGGUGCAGCCACGACCGUAUGGAUUGAAAACCCCGUGAGCCCAACCACGACCACUGUCGCGCCAUUGUUCGUGAAAGCCCGCGUUGUGCCAAACGUACACGACGUUCUACCUGCCACCACCGUGCAUGUUCAAGGGGCUGUGGAUGGCACACCGUUCGCGCUUCAUCUCCCCGCGGAUCGAGUGUGGCCUGCAGAUGCGCGAGAUGGCGUGGUCGAUGACUUGGUCGACCUCACCCACGUCAACAACGCAAACAUCUUGGACGCGCUGCACGUUCGUUUCGACGCAAAUCAAACGUUCACGCACGUCGAUAAUGUCCUGUUUGCGAUGAACCCGUGGACAGAUCCGACGGAAAGGUACCUCCGCGUUGAUGGAGAGACUUGCUCGGUACCGACGGCACUCCAUGCGCAAGCGAACAAGCCCCUCGUGGCAAUGCUAACAGACGCGUUGGCCAAGAUGAACCAUGGGGGUGCGGGAGGAAAUGGCCACCAUCACAGCAUCUUAAUGAUGGGGAACAGCGGCUCCGGCAAGUCGUACACGGCCAAUACUCUAUUGCAAGCGCUGAUGGAAGCAUCUCUGAACAAGCGACACGGAAGGCUCACCGAGGACGGAGUGAAGGGUGUGGAUGCGAGAGCGGUGGCCGUGGAGACAAAGCUCUUGGCUGCCAUGACCGUCCUGGAUGCAUUUGGCAACGCACGUACUCGCGGCAACCCCAACUCGUCGAGGUUUGGACGGGUGGUCACAGUGCAAUUGAACGCGCAAGACGUCGUCGUGUCCGCGUCGGUGCAAUGCUUUCAACUCGAAUCCAGCGACGGCGAUCCUUCAUGCGGCUCGCUUGGCAUCGCCCACCGCGGACGUUAUCACAUUCUCGAGUUGCUGAAGCAGGUCCCACCACGCCCUGGUCGUCCUGACGGACAAGAUCCUGCACCCACCUUGGAUGCAAUCCAUCGUGUCGGCCAUAUCAAGGACGCGAUGACGGCCGCGGGUGUGCCUCCCCGCACCAUGGAGUCCAUUCUCAAGGUCGCACACGCCGUGGCGAUGCUGCUGCCAUCGCCGCAAGCUACAGGGGCACCGGAUGGCCGAGAUGAAGAUGCGCUCCAUCGCGCCGACGAAAUUCUCGGUGUGCGAGCUGGAACAUUGCACGACGCCAUGAAAGCAAAGGAGCUCUCGAUCGCGCAGGUGGGCCGCGUGCUGUACCGAACGGCGCUACGAUACGUGUUGGCGGCGAUCAACGGGGCGCUGGAUCCAUGCAGCGGCCGUCCGAGCACCAAGAUCCUCGACAUUGUCGACAUGCCUGGCUUCGAGUCGCUUGCCCAGGCCAAUGUCUUCGAGACGUUCUGCAUCAACUACGCAGACGAGAAGCUUCGCCAGUUCUUUAUCCAGUACAUGUUCAAGCUCGAGCUACGCAUAUACGCGACGGAAGCGCUCGCGGCGGUGCCCCACUUGCCGUUCCAAGACAACCAGCACGUUGUCGAGUUGCUCGAUGCAAAGGCGGGAGGCAUCCUGCACAUGCUGGAAACAACGUCGACGGGACUCGACCGCGAUGGAGCGACGUUUGCCGAGGCCGUCGCGAACCGGUAUCACACCCACGCCAGCUUUCAAGCCGAUGAUGCGCGCCACUGCUUUGCUAUCCACCACUCGACCGAGACCGUCAUGUACACCGCGUCGGACUUUGUGCGUGUCAAAGCUGACGUGGAUGCCGCCUUGAUGCGACCGCUGCGGGCGUCGAUGGACCCUGGGAUCGCCGCGAUGUUUGGCCACAGCGCUGCCGCACCACCCCAGACGCCGUCGCCGCAACUGCAGUCGGGACGCAAUGUGGAAAUGGACCACCUGCUGCUCUCGCUGUGCAAGUCCGAGCCACACUUUAUUCAGUGCAUCAAGAGCAAUGCGGCAAUGCAGCCCUGCGUGUUCGACGAUAGUGUCGUCCUGCAGCAACUCAAGCGACUAGAUGUGACGAGCACGCUGCUGCUGCGCAAGCACGGAUUCACCCACCGCGCGACAUUCGCCGACUUUCUCGACCAGUACAAGUGCAUUGAGGCGUACACAAGCCCGCGAUUGAUGGCGACGGAGCGAUCGUUGACACCGAAGCGGCGCUGCGACUUGUUUCUCAACCGACUGUGGGUCCAUCCCGCCCUCGUUCACGUGCAUAAGGCGGACGCGAUGCAGCUCGGCCUGCGCUUUAUCUUUUUCAAGCGCGACGCCAUCGACGCCAUCGACGCGAUUCGCGCGCAGACACUGAAGGAGCUCGACACCCAUGUCGGUCGCAUCCAAAAACGAUGGCACCGCGCAAGGACUCAAGCGAGGAUGGCCAACCUGGCCGACCAUGCUCGAAUCAUUCAACGACAGUGGACGCGCCAUGUCAAGCAUGUCGUCCAUCGCAAGCAGUGCCGUGCGGCCACGGUGAUUCAAACUGCGUUCCGUGGUUGGCGCAUUCGACCGCAGGACGCGCGCUUAUUUCGCCGCGACCGCACGCACCUUGAAUCCUCCAUUCGGCAUCGUUUGCAUGCGCGAAACGAUGUAGUCUUGACGCGACGAGUGAGUCGACUCCAAGCAGUUGUCCGUCGCUAUCUCGCCCGUCGCCGCGCGAGUCGGCAGGAAGGCAUAGCAAGGGCCAUUCAGCGUGGUGGGCUUGCGCUGCAGCUCCAGAGCCAGGUGGCAGCCGCGCGGCACGCGGCAGCUCAAAAAUUACAAUCCAUCUUUCGAGGAGCCAAGAUCCGCGCGGAACUCGGCACAGUGCUCCAUAUUCUUGCGCUGAAGCGAUCGAUUCGCUUGGAAUUUGCCGCAGCCACGAUGAUACAAGCAUGGGUGCGCACUCGUUCGUGCCAACGUCGAUACAACGCCAUCCUCCGAGCAUCGUCUUUGCUACAGGCUUGGAUGCGCCACAUGCACGUUCGCAUCCGAACCCGUCAAGCGGCGGCCGCGGCGGGAAGCAUUCAAGCCGCCGCCAGGGGCUUCCUCGUGCGCCACGAGGCAUCGGAGGAUGCGCUGCAGCACAUCUUGGGAAAUUUGGAGCAAGCCACCGCCGUCGAGAUGGGGCUCGAGCUUGUCGAGAUGGUCCAGCACAACCGCCGCGUCAUAGAUCUCCGCCCCCCACCUCGAGCGUCGCGGCACACGAUUUUGGCCCUCCACACCAGGCCUGGCGACGCCAAGCGGCACCGCCACUCGACAUGGAGCGCGCAAUUUUCCGCCUUGCAGGACAUGCUAGUGGAACGAGGUCGAACGCUGGCGGCAUUUGACAUUGGCGAGUCGCACGCCGCCGCCUUGACAGACCUCGGCCACGUAUACACGUACGGCUGGAACGACAGGGGGCAGCUGGGCACGCGGACGGUCGACUCCAAGCCCCGGUUUCACCCAAAGGGAAUUCCGCCGAGUUUUUUUCACAAUGCCGUGAUUGCCGCCAUCGCGACGGGCGAAGACCAUACCGUCGCGCUGACGGACGCCGGCAUUGUGUACACGUGGGGCGGCAACCGGUUUGGCCAACUCGGUCUGGGUCAUUUUCAAACGUGCCACGCGCCGCAGCGCGUCACAAACGCUGUGGGGGUGAUGGGACCUCAUCUCCGCAAAGCCAUCGCGAUCGCCACGGGUUCGUAUCACUCGCUUGCCCUCGUCGAAACCGGGUCCAUCAUGGCGUGGGGCGCCACAACGCCGGACGAGGCGAUGUCGACGCAGACAGCUCUUCCAAAGCUCUUGAAAGCAGAUCCGCCCGCCAAGUUUACGGCGCUUGCAUGUGGGACGUCGUUCUCGGUAGCAGUUUGCGAAAGCGGGAGGCUGUACUCGUGGGGCGACGACUGGGGUUCCGUGGGAGCGUUGGGGCUGGGGGACGCGGUCAGCCAUCGACGCGUCCCUACUCGUAUUCCCAUCGGGGUCGUCGACGGCAGCGGCCCGCGCUCCACCUUGCCGACGUUUCGACUCGUGCGAUGCGGCGCGUAUCACGCGGCGGCCGUCACGUCCUGUGGCAGUCGGGUGUAUGUGUGGGGUUGCAACUCGGUUGGCCAAUUGGGCGUCCGUGACAAGCGAAAUCGGUCGAGCCCCGUGCGUUUGCGCGCCAUGGAGUCCCUUGGCGGCGUGCUACAAGUGGAAUUGGGGGCGAACAGCACGACUGUCGCGGUUGCGACGACGAAGUCCCGCCUUGCCGUGUACGCGUGGGGCGUUGUGGGCCAUGUGUGCCCGUUUGUGAACGACACGUUCGACUCGCCCCCAACGGAGCAGCCGCGCCGGACAGCGGAUGGCAGAAUCGUCUUGAUGGAAGGCCAUACCGUGUCGAGCGAUCCAACGGUGUCGUGCGCAUGGUCCACGCGGACAAGUGUGCAUUGGACUACGUUCGCGCCCGGGAAAACGUAUCGCACGAAGUCGAGAACGGACGGGGUGGCACCCAUCGUCACGCCGACGCUCCUCGACAAGAUGCGGUCUGAGCUCGAUGGAGUCGACGUGCAGUCCGCUAGUGCUAGCAGGACGGCUGUCACCGACGACAGAGCGGUCGAGGAUCGAGUCCCCGAGCCAACACCGGGUGGCAAGCUAGCCCAUACACCGUCGCCGGUAAAACGUGCCGCGUCCCAAGCGAAGCGCCCAUCAGCCGCACGGACAGCCGAGGAUAUAAAGCCCAGAAGCACACGCAACCCCCUCCCGCGGCCAAAGUACUUUUCCAAGGUCUAGAUAGACCCCCCGAUAUACAUGCCACAACAUCCAUGCAGCAGCAUGCGUGAGCGUCCGCGCGGCGACUCGGAUUCCUCCAGGGAGUUGCGAAACGUGCAAAAAUAAAUUGCCCAAUCAAAUCGACGGAAGGUCAAUCCAACGACCAAUCCGAUCGCAGAACGGCACGAAUGUAUUUUUGGUAUGACGGUGGCGGCA
Messenger RNA from Aphanomyces invadans, 4942 nucleotides. RefSeq lists its product as hypothetical. Lineage: Eukaryota; Oomycota; Saprolegniomycetes; Saprolegniales; Verrucalvaceae. The record is from RefSeq and is a predicted model, not a curated record. Gene Ontology annotation, molecular function: ATP binding; actin filament binding; microfilament motor activity. Bases 47 to 4747 code for a protein of 1566 amino acids. Gene Ontology annotation, biological process: vesicle transport along actin filament; actin filament organization. Gene Ontology annotation, cellular component: actin cytoskeleton; myosin complex; cytoplasm. The transcript has 29 exons.